AUGGAGGGAAGCGAGGAGUGCUCUGCAUCGGGCACUCACCAACUGGUGGGUGAGCGAGAGGAACUCGUCAAGCUGGAGGCGACUUACGCCAACCUUGUCAUCCGCAAGAAGAUCCGCACCCUCUCACUGGCCUACCCCCAGUGGCGCUCCAUCCGUGGCGACGGUAAUUGCUUCUACCGAGCCUUGUGGGUCGGGCUUGUCGAGGACGCAGUCGGCCGAGGCGGUGACCCUGUCGAGGCGCUUCGCGGGCGCUUCCAAACGGCGGAGGCCACACUGCAAGCGUCUGCCGCACCAGCGCUGACAGAAGAGGACUCGUGGCGGCAGGUGCGGCAGCACUUCGCCAAGGAGGAGGCGGAGAAGAAGACGGGCACGCGCGAGUGGGCGCGAUGGUACGAGGACAGCGAGACCUCGGAUAUGUUCGUGCGCUAUCUCAGAUCGCUGACGUCGCGAUCGCUCGAGCAGCGACGGGACGAGCUGGCGGUCUUCCUGCCCGAGGGCCAGGCCCUGGCCGACCGGCGCGCGCUGGCCGAACGCAUGGGCGAAGAGGCCGAGCAGCUGGAGAUGAGCGCCCUCCUCGCCACGCUCGACGUGGGCGUGCGCGUCUACCAGCUCGACCGCAGCGAGGGUCCGUUCGCCGUCUAUAUUCUGCCCGACGAGCGUUUCAAGGGCCGUGGCGAGCUGGUGACUCUGCUCUAUCGACCCGGCCACUACGAUCUCCUCUACAAGCGCGCCUGA
Molecule: messenger RNA, 735 nt
Organism: Acanthamoeba castellanii str. Neff
Lineage: Eukaryota; Discosea; Longamoebia; Acanthamoebidae
Product: ubiquitin thioesterase otubainlike, putative
Exons: 3
Coding region: 1-735 (244 amino acids)
Biological process (GO): protein K48-linked deubiquitination
Cellular component (GO): nucleus
Molecular function (GO): ubiquitin binding; cysteine-type deubiquitinase activity
Source: RefSeq, a predicted model, not a curated record